GGAAGUGGCGUCGGUAAGGGCGGAAGCAGUGUGGCUGGGGUCGGAGCUGGGGUUCCAUCCCGGCUGGGCUAUCGCCCCUUCUGGGCUGCCGCGAUGGAACUCAGCGCCGAAUACCUCCGGGAGAAGCUGCAGCGGGACCUGGAGGCGGAGCAUGUGGAAGUCGAGGACACGACUCCCAACCGUUGCGCGUCCAGCUUCCGAGUCCUGGUGGUGUCGGCCAAGUUCGAGGGGAAGCCACUGCUCCAGAGACACCGGCUGGUGAACACGUGCCUAGCUGAAGAGCUUCUGCACAUUCAUGCCUUUGAGCAGAAAACCCUGACCCCAGAGCAGUGGGCCCGUGAGCAGCAGAAAUAAGAGACCAAGGCCUGCACAGCCAUUAAAUUAUGAAUCAGGGCCA
Molecule: messenger RNA, 397 nt
Organism: Lutra lutra (Eurasian river otter)
Lineage: Eukaryota; Metazoa; Chordata; Mammalia; Carnivora; Mustelidae
Gene: BOLA2B
Product: bolA family member 2B
Exons: 3
Coding region: 94-354 (86 amino acids)
Biological process (GO): intracellular iron ion homeostasis
Cellular component (GO): cytosol; nucleus
Molecular function (GO): 2 iron, 2 sulfur cluster binding
Source: RefSeq, a predicted model, not a curated record